AUGAAUAAUUUUGAAAAAUUGAACUUGAGAUUUCCAGAAUUUGAAAAUCUCAAAAUCUCAGAAUCUCAGAAUUUCAGAAUCUCGGAAUCUCAGAAUCUCAUAAUCCCAGAAUCUCAGAAUCUCAGAAUCUCAGAAUCUCAGAAUCUCAAAAUCUCAGAACCUCAGAACCUCAGAAACUCAGAAUCUCAGAAUCUCAGAAUCUCAGAAUCUCAGAAUCUCAGAAUCUCAGAAUCUCAAUAUCUCAGAAUCUCAGAAUUUCAGAAUCCCAGGAUCUAA
Caenorhabditis briggsae is the source of this 276-nucleotide messenger RNA. The transcript is spliced from 2 exons. The coding region runs from base 1 to 276 and encodes 91 amino acids. Lineage: Eukaryota; Metazoa; Nematoda; Chromadorea; Rhabditida; Rhabditidae. The record is from RefSeq and is a predicted model, not a curated record.